Messenger RNA from Chenopodium quinoa (quinoa), 1610 nucleotides. RefSeq lists its product as uncharacterized. The coding region runs from base 1 to 1305 and encodes 434 amino acids. NCBI's taxonomy places the organism in Eukaryota, Viridiplantae, Streptophyta, Magnoliopsida, Caryophyllales, Amaranthaceae. Gene Ontology annotation, biological process: rRNA base methylation. The transcript has 8 exons. Gene Ontology annotation, molecular function: rRNA (uridine-N3-)-methyltransferase activity. The record is from RefSeq and is a predicted model, not a curated record.
AUGGUCAAAGAAAGACGGAUCAAACAUUAUAGCAACAAGCAGAAGAUACUGCUAGUUGCCGCCUGCCUAGCUAAGUCUUUCAGAAAUGCCCGCGAUUCCAAAGAGAAGCUGGAAUUGAGAUAUACAGAUGCAGAGAGCAACCUUGACUUCCUCAAGGAGAAGGGUUGCGUUUUGUUGUACGGAGUGGAUGCUCUUACAAUGAGCAAACUACUUCAUCAACAACUGGUGGUUGGAUUUUUGAAGAGCGCUUACAAGCUCUUGGCGAUAAAUGGAGAAAUACACAUAACACACAAGACCAGUCAACCAUUUGAUCGGUGGAAUAUUAAGGAACUUGCUACUGAAGCAGGUCUGCACUUGGUUGAUGAAGUUUGCUUUGAUAAGCGGGAUUACCCCGGUUAUCAUAACAAAAAGGGGGAAGGCCAUGGAAUUAGAUGUAACAAGACUUUCCCUGUAGGUGUUUGCUCUACUUUCAAAAAAAGUGGAAUUUUUAAGGUUAAAAAAAUAUUGAUCAAAAAUAACUUGGGAAGAAAGAUCUUCCUACAUUAUUUUAAUCUUAGUAAAAAAAAAAAAUUGAGUUUUCUGGCGGGGAAGGAAGCGGCCUAUUUUUUCGAAGAAUCUAAACACGCCGUAAGUCGUCUGGCUGAGAAAACCACGAAAUCAUCCAAAACCCCAAUUCAUUCUAAUUCUAAUUCGGAAUCUCCGGAUAUUCUCCCGGAGAUUCUCCGCCAUUCUUUACCGGCCAAGAUUUAUCGGACGGAGGUUUGUUCUGAUUCAUCACUGUCAACUUGGGCAAAAUGGGCACUUCCCAAAUCCACAAAUGCAUCUGUCUCCCCUGAUGUUUUGAAUCCUCUCACUGGCUUUCUCUCUCUUCCCCAAGUUACCUUUGGUCCCAAGAGGUGGCAGUUGCCGACAGCGCAGUCAUCGGUUACAGCAUCAACAGCCAAUGAGUUGCGCCUCCAACACCAAACACACAUCAAUCCUGAUAAAGCCAGAGCUGCAGCCGAAGGUCUUGCACACAUUGGGAAAGCCUUUGCUGUUGCCACUGCAAUUAUCUUUGGUAGUGCUGCGCUCACAUUCGGAUUCUUUGCAUCACAGCUAGACCUUCAUAAUACUGAUGAUAUUCGGACAAAGGGAAGGGAUUUAGUCCGGCCAAAAUUCGAGAAUAUCAAAGAGCAAUUGCACCCCCUGAAACAUUGGGCUGAAAACACUUCAAAGAAGUGGCACCUCAAGAAUGAGCAGGAUAUAAAAGAGAGGCCCAUUGUAAAGAAGCUUUCAAAGAUAUUACGUGCAAAAGAUUCUGCGUGACCUGAAUCUGUUGUGUUCUUCGUUUUCUCCUUGUCUGUAUAUCUCUGUAAGUGGUGACUGGUGACUGUGUUGUUGAAAAGAAGAAGCGUAAUGGCAAUAGAUUCCAGUGUUGUCCUUAAAAGAAGUCUAGAUGUUUCCAUGCAUUUUUAUUUUUUUUAAAUGGCUCUCUGUGUUUCAGAUAAUAGAAGGAUAUUGAAUGUAAAAUUUUUUGUGUUCACUUGAAAAUUUAAGCUGGCAAAUGUAUAAUAUCCUGUAAAAAGUUAUCUUUUUUGUUUAUGUAGCACUGUGGCAGACCUCUUAAAUAA